Silurus meridionalis is the source of this 5438-nucleotide messenger RNA. RefSeq names its product ephrin-B3b (gene efnb3b). Gene Ontology annotation, biological process: axon guidance; ephrin receptor signaling pathway. Gene Ontology annotation, cellular component: plasma membrane. The coding region runs from base 1165 to 2202 and encodes 345 amino acids. Gene Ontology annotation, molecular function: ephrin receptor binding. The record is from RefSeq and is a predicted model, not a curated record. NCBI's taxonomy places the organism in Eukaryota, Metazoa, Chordata, Actinopteri, Siluriformes, Siluridae. The transcript has 5 exons.
ACCCGGAAGAUAGGGCUUUCCCCCCUUCCCACCCCCUCCCUUUACUUUCCACCAACAAGUCAGUCUGUCAGCGAGCGAGGACGAAUCCCACCACAAGGCUUUUCAGCACCAAGUGAAGGAGACAGGAGCACGCAAGCGCUCUACUAAAGCCAUAACCCACCGGGAUUUAGCCAUCCAGCACCAACGCGCAAUUCUCAAUCUAUAUUAAGGGCAUUAAUAGACGUGUUUCUAGUCUGAAUUGUUUUUUUUUCUUUCCUUGGUUGCCUUUUUUUUUUCUCAACUAUUCUUUUGUUCUUCACUUUUUAAUCCACGGUCUCGAUCUCUAAGAGCUGCAUGUCCCAUACGGCCGGUUUGGUGGAAAUCCAGCGCGCGGGCACGAGCCGGAGUGCGUGAAGGAGCUUCAGUGCGCUCAGGAAUUACGAGCAGAGCGCAGAGGAGCAAGUGGACGAGAGGAAAGAGGAGGAAUAAGGUGGAGGAAAGAAAAAAAAAAAAAGAGGAGGCAUCGUCGCGCUUUUUUGUGUGUCUCUGAGAAUGUAACUUUGCGAAAACCAAGACGCGUUUUUACUCCAUAACAUCUGAGUUAAAAAAAAUUGAUCUAUUUUUUUUUUUUGCAUCUUGUAUCUCAUAGGAGGAAAAAAAAAACGCACCAGAAGGCACGGAAAGGUGGAAUGGGAAAGGAGCGAGAUCUUGCAGCCGAGGAAGAUAGUGAGAGAAUAUCAUUUCAGUACAUUUAGACGGAUUUUUUUCUUUUUUCUUUAUUACGCGACUUGUCAGGAUCGCUGGUGUUAGUGGAGUUUUCUUGGCACGACUGACCCGAGCACUGACUUUUGAGGAAAGAAGAUAAAACCAACAAUUAGGGAAAAAAAGCCUGUGUAGACUCAUUAUUAGGGGGUGCUUUCUGUAAAAGUGCCUUUGCAGAAUAUUUAGUGAAAUUGCAUCUGCUUGAUCUCCAGAUUUAAUAAACCUUGCGGGUUUUGUGCCUUUUUUGUUUUUUGGAGUGUUUUUGUUUUUGCGCGCUGAUACCCAUGCGGACAAAUUGCGCCUUAACGCACUGACGGAUUCCCCCUGUAGCCUUAUCGCGCUUUAGGCUUUUGUUCCUCGAGGCUUCAUCCAUCUGUGUGUGUGUGUGUGUGUGUUUGGGGGAAAAAAAUCUUCUUGAUCCACAUGCUGGGGGAACGCAGACCGGGUUCUGGGCUUGAAAUGGCGAGUCUGAGCUGUGCAAACGCGCUGGGAUUUCUCUUCAUAUUAUUGGUGGAUUUACUCGGAAUCACGGCGACGAACAUGGAGCCGAUCUACUGGAACUCCUUGAACAAAAGGUUUAGUGAUGAUACGGGUUAUAUCCUGUACCCUCAGAUAGGGGACCGCCUGGACCUCAUCUGUCCUGCAUCGGACCCCCCAGGACCCAGAGCUCCAGCCGAGUAUGAGUACUAUAAGCUGUAUCUGGUGUCCUCCCGCGAGCAGGCGGACAGAUGUGAAGUGACAGGAGCACCGAACCUGCUGCUCACCUGUGACAAGCCCAACAGUGACAUGCGCUUCACUAUCAAGUUCCAGGAGUAUUCGCCCAAUCUCUGGGGGCACGAGUUCAAAACCAUGCAAGAUUACUACAUCAUCGCAACGUCGGACGGCACGCGUCAGGGGCUGGAGAGCAUGAGAGGAGGAGUGUGUGCCACACAAGGCAUGAAGGUGGUGCUUAAAGUUGGACAAAGCCCCUACGGAUUACCACCAAAAUCUGGCAAACCGGACCAGGCAGGUCAUACCAACACCAGAAACCAAGGUGGCAGCGGGAACACAACUCUUCCGAGAGUGCCUGGUGGGGGUGGAGCAACAGCAGGUGGUGCAAAUGGUCCACUCCCCGCAUCCAACAUUGCAGUCAUCGCAGGUGCAGCCGGAGGCUCCGCCUUUCUCCUUCUGGUCACUGCAGUGAUUUGCGUUGUUUGCUACCGCCGGCGGCACUCGAAGCAUUCAGAGUCGCAUCACCCACCACUGUCUCUCUCAUCCCUGACCUCACCCAAGCGCGGAGGUGGAGGAGGGGGCGGGAACAACAACGGCUCCGAGCCAAGUGACAUCAUCAUCCCGCUGCGCACUUCAGACUCAGCCUACUGCCCGCAUUAUGAGAAGGUUAGCGGGGACUACGGGCACCCAGUCUACAUUGUGCAGGAGAUGCCGCCUCAGAGCCCCGCCAACAUCUACUACAAAGUAUGAGGACGGGCACGUCGCAUUAAUGCCAGCCUGCAGUGCCCAGACCACGCCCCCUCACCUACUACCUAAACCAUAGCAGUAUGAACCGACUUCUCCUGUAUCUCUGCAGUCUCAGCUCUGACUGUGAAAACCCCAAUCCCUGUGACUGAAACCCACACACACAUGCACGCACACACACACACACACACACACACAAACACACGCACACACACGUGCAUACAGACACACAUAUAUACACGCCUCCUAAACCUCUGACUCUUGAAAUCAGGAGGAGCGUGUUUUAAGUAUUGAGAGGAAAAUCCCUGUGCGAGGGCUAUUUUUUUCUUGUAAGAGCCUGAAAAGCUCUCCUAACAUUACACCAGACCCCACGGAGCAAAAGAGAGAAGCAAUGGCUUGAUGUCUCGUAAAGGUGUCCCUGAGAAACACACCAUAAAACGAACCAUUGUGAAGUAAAGGCAAAAAUAAACGAAAGAGAGACUGAAAGUAAACUGACCCUAGACCAGUGUGAGGUUACCCGAAAAUGAACUCUUGAAUAAUUUACAAAUAGCAGUUAAGUUUGUCCCAUUUGUGUUUGUAAUUCCUCAGCUAAGAGGAGGUGCGCCUGGCUCGGCCAAUUACAAUGCAGUGCUGCCAUCACAUGACCCAAGGCCCUGCAUUUGAUUAGAGGAGUCAUAGUCGCAUUGAAGAUCUUGUAUAUUUUAAUAACGUGUGUAUUUUGUGAGUGUGUAGGGUAAUAAUUAUGACACUGCUGUGGCACAGAGUGCGACAGCGAGUGCGCAUAUCGUGUGCUUCAUUUACAGUGUGAUGGUAUGUGUGAGAGUGUGUGUGCGUGCACGCGUUUAUCUGUAAGAGAGCGUUGUACCUGAAUGAACGUGAGUUAGACUGUUUCAAAACCAAAACAAAAAAUGAGCGAAUAUCAAAAAGUGUUUUUUUUUUUUAAUUGCUUUCACUCAAUAUAGAAUAUAAUUAUAUAUGAAUAUUCAGUAAAAUAAUUUUUAGAUGUUUUUUUUUUUUUUUUUUUUGCAAAUGUAAAACACCGUAUCUGUUUUUAGACAUUUUUUUUCUGCCUUUCUUUUUUCUGUGCUUUACAAACAGCUGACCCUGUUUCUCCUUUGUAUCAUAAGUUAAUUUAAUACUUUGUAUUUCAUUUCACAAAAUAUUUUUUUGUUUUAUUUUUUAUUCCCCUAGUCAGUCCUCAUUUCCCAGGAGUCUCCACUCUCCAUGUAUAUUUUUAUAGCUCCUUGUACAAUGAUGUAGUUUUGAAGCUAGACCUCGUUUUGUGAAAGUGUUGAGGUAGAGGCACAAUCUGAGAAGUUUUUUUUUUUUAUGUGCAGAGACACUUUCUUUUUUUUUUUACAAAAAAAAGAAAAAAAAGAAAGAGGGAGGGGUAAAGAAAAGAAUGCCAGAGCUGCCUAUGAAAGAAAAAGAGAAGAGGAACAGAUAGAAGUGCAGGGUAAAGACAAAAAGUGAUGGGUGGGGUGGGGGAGGGAGUGGGGCCCUCGAAGGAUGUCGUGAGGAUGGGGGAGGAUGAAGGGAUGGAGGAACACAGAAGGAAAGAUAGAGGAACGGUGGUGGGUUUUUAAACAGACUCUUGAAAGAGGUUGCGUGAAAAAAGUGGGGGUUCGGGAAAUGCAGUAUUCUCAACUACACCGAUGGAAAAAGAAAAGGGAUUCGCUCACUCAGUCUCAGUCGGGGAGAUGGAAAUAGGCUUUCAUACACCUGCUCAUACUUAUCUGAGGUGGAAAUAUUUGAGGCUCAGUUCAAUUCUUCAAUUCUUUCACUUUCUCACAACACACCUUAGUAUAAUAUAACAGGUACACACACACAUUCCAUGGCCUCAGAAAAAAGGAUACACUUGAAAAGGCACACAAGCUUUCCAAUACACAAACACACACACACACACACACACACACACCAGGAGUUCGCAGUCAAAUUUCAUUCUGGAUGUCCACGUAGACUCCUGAUUACCUGAAAUGAAUUCUGAUAGAACUCUCGCACACAUACACACAUGUACACGCUUUCAGAUUACAGCCAUGCAUUCCAGGACUUUAGUACACACAAAUACACACACCAUAUGUGUGUGUGUGUCUGAUUGUGCCAACAGGAGUCUCGUAUUUUCAAAAUGUGCUCUUUUACAUUGCCGUGUGUGCUGACGCUACAAGAUGGUUGUUAAGGUAAUGUACGCUACUGCUUGUGUUACAGUUAAUCAGUAUAUCAGGUUUCCUUCAUUUACGUUCAAAGCUGCAUUGAGACAGAGGACCUCACACAGACAGACAGACACACACACACAUACACACACAGCCAAAUCUGUGAACUUUCAGGCCUUGUCGGUGCAUUUAGACUGAGUUUUUGCAAGUGCGAGUUGAUCUGGUGUAACAUUGCAGAAAGUGAACAACAUUGUUUUGUGUCAUGUCAAUAUUCUCUGUUAAAAUCUUCACAAUCAAGUUGUCAGUGUUGCUUUGUUGUUAAGUGACAAAUAAGUAUGGUGCAUUUAUUUGUUGGUCAGCUUUCAACAUUUCUGUUUGUUAUAUCCUGAUUUUCGUAAAGCCAUGUUUCAGUCCUGUGGAUGUGGACUCAUGAGUGUGUGUGUGUGUUGUAUGCACACACACACACACACACAGAUAGAGAUCCCAGCAUCUGAGGACUAUUCAGUGGCCAAGAAGCUGGUGUCUUAUCGAAGAGUCCUAUAGAACAAUGUGGCCUCCUUGACGCAGAAGACACUCUGGAAAUACGAACAUGUUGGACUUUGUUUUUCCAUGUUGUUACAUUUCUGUGUUGUUUUUUUUGUUGUUUUUUUUUUCCCUUCUGCAGCCUUUCUUCAUAUGCUUACUUUCAGCCAUGGAUGCUGAGACUUGUAUUUUGCAGGCAGACAAAAAAAAAAAAGAGAAAAGGAAUCAAGAGGAGUGUGUGAUUUUUUUGUAGAGAACGCUUCAGUGUGUGCGCGUAUACAUGUUUCUCUGUGCCAAUAGCCAGCAAGUGACGGCCAUUUUAAAGACCUCUGCUCCUCUCCAGUUGCCGUGUUGAGACGUUUGUGGGACACUGCAUUUGUGUGUGAGAUGUUUUCUUUUCUGUGUUCAUCCUUCCAUCCUUCUCUCCCACCCUUACCACUCCCUCUCUUUCUUUCCUUGCUUUCCCUCCACCCCAUACACACCUCUUAGAAAGAGAGGUUUAAAAAAAAUCUAGUACAUUCCUUUGAAGAAAUGUUGAUUAAAAAAUUGCAAAAUUUGUUUAAGCACCAA